Messenger RNA from Vanessa atalanta (red admiral), 2455 nucleotides. RefSeq names its product alpha-N-acetylglucosaminidase (gene Naglu). Bases 16 to 2325 code for a protein of 769 amino acids. The transcript has a single exon. The record is from RefSeq and is a predicted model, not a curated record. Lineage: Eukaryota; Metazoa; Arthropoda; Insecta; Lepidoptera; Nymphalidae.
AGUUCACAUCGUAAGAUGGAGCUCUUGUGCGUUUUCUUCGUAUUUAAUUUAAUAACGUGCGGUAUAAGUUUAAAUCUAGACUACUUAGAUCCAAUGAAAUUACAAACGAAAACAUCGGCAAAAGUGCAGCAAGAAGCCGCGUUAAAUAUUAUAAAUAAAUAUUUGAGCAAUGUGCAAGUGGAAAUUAAUCCUGUUAUGUUCAAUGAUCAUAAGGACGUUUUCGCACUUCGAACUAUAAAUGGACAGCUUCAAAUAAGGGCUAGCACUGGAGUAGCGGCCGUGUGGGGUUUUAACCACUAUUUAAAAAAAUACUGCAAGAGCCAGAUCGCGUGGCAGGCUCGGCGAGUGGUAAUUCCAGAUCCUUUGCCAGAUGUCGAUGAGAUUAUUGUGGCCAAUGACAGAUUCCGUUACUAUCAAAAUGUAUGUACUUCAUCAUAUAGUUUCGUGUGGUGGAAACCAAAUUCCGAGUGGCCUCUCCACAUAGAGUGGAUGGCUUUGAAUGGAAUCAACUUAGCAUUGGCCCCCGUUGCGCAGGAGGCUGCUUGGGCAAAAAUUUACAGACGAUUGGGUAUGUCGGAAAAUGAUAUUAACGAACACUUCACCGGACCGGGUUUUCUCGCUUGGCUUCGAAUGGGUAACGUACAUGGAUGGGGCGGGCCCCUACCUAAAUCUUGGCAUGAUCGACAGAAAGAGAUACAAGACCAAAUUGUCGAUUUAAUGUUCAAACUUGGGAUGGUUCCAGUUUUUCCUGCGUUCAACGGACAUGUGCCCAGAGCUUUUCAAACUAUAUACCCAAAUUUGACUUUAUACAGCGUCGGAACGUGGAACAAAUUUGAUACCGAUUAUUGCUGCAAUUUGUUUAUAGAUCCAAAAGAACCGGAAUUUAAAACAAUUGGUAAAAUGUUUCUAAGGGAAAUAACAGCUAGCACUGGCACGGGAAACAUUUAUGCAGUUGAUCCAUUUAAUGAAAUUAAAAUUGAACCGUGGUCAACGUCGCUGGUACAAGAAACGGCUAAAUCAAUAUAUUCCACCAUAUCAGAAAUAGAUAAGGACGCUGUAUGGCUACUCCAAAACUGGAUGUUCGUUCACAAUCCUCUAUUAUGGCCUUUAAAAAGAGUACAGAAAUUUCUGACAUCUGUACCAAACGGACGAAUGUUAUUGCUCGAUUUGCAAUCGGAGCAAUGGCCUCAAUUCGAUUUGUACGAAAUGUAUUACGGGCAGCCUUUCAUUUGGUGCAUGCUCCAUAAUUUCGGGGGUACACUAGGUAUGUUUGGUAACAUGCAAACCAUCAACAGGGAUGUUUAUAAAGUAAGAAAUCGUGUCAAUAACACGAUGAUCGGCAUAGGAAUAACUCCUGAAGGCAUAAAUCAAAACUACGUAGUUUAUGACUUGAUGUUAGAAAGCGCCUGGCGUACCGGUCCCGUUAAAGAUUUAAAUGAAUGGGUAGGCGAUUACGCCGAACGUCGUUAUGGAUGCAAUGUAACAGCUACGGCUUGGAGGUACUUACUGAAAAGUGUAUACAGUUUUGAUGGUCUUAAUAGAAUAAGAGGGAAGUACGUUAUAACACGCAGACCCAGUUUCACAAUAAAACCUUGGGCAUGGUACAAGAGUCGUGACUUAUUUGAGGCAUUCAAAUUAUUUGCUUUUGUUGAUAAUAAUGCUUGUGAUUCGCCUGGAUUCUUACACGAUCUCGUUGACGUAACAAGACAAGGGUUACAAUACAGAGCUGAACAAUUAUACAUGAAUUUAUUAAGAGACAAAACAUCGAACAGUCUUAUAUUCAAUUUUACAAUAGGACGAUUUCUGGACGCGAUGAACGACAUGGAGAACAUAUUAGCAACAAAUACUGAUUUUACUAUUACCAAUUGGUUAGAAUCUGCUAAACAAAUAGCAUCAACGACUGAAGAGACAUAUCUGUACGAAUUAAACGCACGUAAUCAAAUCACGCUAUGGGGACCGAAAGGCGAAAUAACCGAUUACGCGUGCAAACAAUGGGCGGAACUUUUUCAUUAUUAUUAUAAGCCAAGAUGGUCGAGAUUUUUGCAAAUGGCUUUAGAUGCAAAGUUGAGAAAUGAAACGUUCGACGAAAGGAACGCUCAGCGCGUUGUGAGAUAUUCGGUUGAAGAACAAUUCCUUACUAUUAAUAUUGAUCCAUUACCCGGUAACGAUUCGAGAAUAGUUGCCGUCAGUUUGUAUCAGAAAUGGGCUUACGUGUCUGAUCUGGACGAUCUACCUUUGAACAUUAUUAAGCAAAUAUCACAACAGGAUGAUUCCGAAGAAAUCACACCAUUAGUUACAAUGUGGACGUCCACUACGACCGAUUAAUAACCUUGUAAUUUAAGUUUAUAUUUUGAUGAAAUUGUAUAAACAUAUAUAUUAAAUUACUUAAUGCAAAAAAGUCGUAUGUCCAAGUACUUUACAAGAGAAAAUAAAAACAGAUUAUUUCAUUAUUUUA